AUGUCACGGCUUCUUAUUGGCUCGUCUGUUGCGGGCACUAGCUUAGUGGUUCUGGCAUCGAUCGUUGCAAUAAUUCACCUGUUCGGUCAAAUCAACUCGUUCUACUUCGAGAUCCUCGAAGAAAUGGAUCAAUUCAAGUUAAUGGCAAACGAUGCCUGGGACAAUAUGAUGGAAAUGAAUCGCCUUCGUGUCUCUGAUUUUGACAUCGAACCGAUGAGUGAAGAGCAAACUGAGGAUAGCAUUGUACGAGAGAAACGACAUAACAUGAAUCAAGAAGCUUGGAAUACGCGAAUGAGAGCACGAAAAAGCUGGAGAGCCUCUUCAGGCGGUGUCCCUCGGCAACAACGCGUAGCUGCAGCUCGAGGCUAUAACGAUGGCUCGAGCGGACGGUAUUCAUCGAGAGAUGCGGCCGUUGAACAGACUUCCUCAGCUCAAGUCAACAACGCACCCGAACAGUCAAAUAGUGCCCCGAUGCAGUGUCCACCUGGACCACCCGGACCUCCAGGCAUACCUGGCAGUGCAGGAGACGCUGGUGAGAGAGGCUUGGAUGGAAGACCUGGUUUAAGCGGUGUGGCUGUCGCGGUGAACGGGGGAGUCAACGGAUGCAUAAAGUGCCCAGCUGGACCACCGGGACUACCUGGAUCUCUCGGCCCACCAGGUCUGGCUGGACCCGCAGGUGCCUCAGGAACUCGAGGUGUGGCUUUACCUGGACCUAAGGGUCCUCCAGGACCUCAGGGACCGGUUGGCCAGCCUGGUGCACCUGCUAGCGCCUCUGUGCUUGAUGCUCAAGGACCACCGGGACCAAUGGGAAUUGCCGGCAAGCCUGGAUUGGCCGGAAACAGAGGUGCACCUGGAGCCGAUGGACUAGCUGGUGAACCAGGCGCAGAUUCAGAGUAUUGUCCAUGCCCGAAACGACUAAACGGGAAUGCAGGAGCCAACAGAGGUCCAGUAAUAACUAAUUUCAACGGUGGUAGGGAUCUCAAUCGUGGAGGUGCGGCUCGUCGUGGCUACGUAAGGCCCAACGGAGCAUACGCAGCACCUCGUCAAUUCAACAGCCGUCGCGUUCCUGUGAUGAUCAGAAAAGGUUACGGUAGAACGUAG
Anisakis simplex (herring worm) is the source of this 1101-nucleotide messenger RNA. The record is from the annotation of a GenBank genome assembly. NCBI's taxonomy places the organism in Eukaryota, Metazoa, Nematoda, Chromadorea, Rhabditida, Anisakidae.